This is a messenger RNA of Lampris incognitus (smalleye Pacific opah), 6094 nucleotides long. Its product is annotated as sodium channel protein type 2 subunit alpha-like. Lineage: Eukaryota; Metazoa; Chordata; Actinopteri; Lampriformes; Lampridae. The transcript has 26 exons. Gene Ontology annotation, biological process: sodium ion transmembrane transport; membrane depolarization during action potential; neuronal action potential. The coding region runs from base 7 to 5985 and encodes 1992 amino acids. Gene Ontology annotation, cellular component: voltage-gated sodium channel complex; axon; plasma membrane. The record is from RefSeq and is a predicted model, not a curated record. Gene Ontology annotation, molecular function: voltage-gated sodium channel activity.
GAAAAGAUGGCACAGCUGCUUGUACCACCAGGACCAGACAGCUUCCGCCCCUUUUGUCGUGAGUCCCUUGAUGCCAUUGAGAGGCGGAUUGCUGAGGAGAACGCCAAGAAGCCCAAAGGAGAGCAGAGACGACAGGAUGAUGAGAAUAAGCCCAAGCCCAACAGUGACCUGGACGCUGGCAAAUCACUGCCCUUUAUAUACGGGGACAUUCCCAGAGGACUGGUGUCCACACCGCUGGAAGACCUGGACCCCUACUACAGUAAUCAGAAAACCUUUAUAGUAUUGAACAGAGGGAAGGUCCUGUUCCGUUUCAAUGCCGCUCCUGCCUUGUAUGUCCUCAGCCCCUCCAACCCACUUAGAAGAAUAUCAAUUAAGAUUUUGGUACACUCAUUGUUCAGCAUGGUGAUCAUGUGCACUAUCCUUACCAACUGUGGGUUUAUGACCCUGAAUCAACCUCCAGACUGGGCGAAGAAUGUAGAGUACACAUUUACUGCCAUCUACACAUUUGAGUCCCUAGUUAAAAUUUUGGCCCGCGGAUUCUGUAUCGGAAAGUUCACUUUUCUGAGCGAUCCGUGGAACUGGCUGGAUUUCUGUGUCAUAACCAUGGCAUAUGUCACGACAUUUGUGGACCUGGGCAAUGUUUCCGCCCUCAGAACGUUCAGGGUCCUCCGAGCUCUAAAAACAAUCUCAGUCAUCCCAGGCCUGAAGACCAUCGUUGGUGCACUGAUCCAGUCAAUGAAGAAGUUGUCGGAUGUGAUGAUCCUCACCGUCUUCUGCCUGAGUGUGUUUGCCCUCAUAGGUUUACAGCUGUUUAUGGGCAAUUUAAAACAGAAUUGUGUGCGAAAGCAUGAUAAUUCUACUGGCAGUCACUCUAAUGAUUCAGUGAAUAGUAAGUACUUUUUUUCCCCCCCUAACGAGCUUUAUUACCUCCCAGGCAAAAAGGAUCCAUUGCUGUGUGGAUUUGGUACUGGAGCUGGGCAGUGCCCAGAUGGAUUUGAAUGCCAACGAGUGGGAAAGAACCCCGACUAUGGUUACACCAGCUUUGACUCAUUUGGUUGGGCCUUCCUCUCUCUGUUUAGGCUGAUGACACAGGAUUAUUGGGAAAAACUUUACCAGCAGACACUGCGAGCAGCUGGGAAGCCCUACAUGAUCUUUUUCAUCUUUGUGAUCUUCCUUGGCUCCUUCUACCUGGUCAAUCUGAUCCUGGCUGUGGUGGCGAUGGCCUACGAUGAGCAGAACCAGGCCACCAUGAAGGAGGCUCACCAGAAGGAGGAGGAGUUCAAGGCCAUGCUCGAGCAGCUGAAGAAGCAGCAAGAGGAUGCUCAGGCAGUGGUGUCAGCUACUGCCGAGAGUGAUGAGUUCAGUGAUGGAGGAGGUGUCACAGAUAGCCCCUCUGAUGCCUCCAAGCUCAGCUCCAAGAGUGUAAAAGAGAGACGCAGCAAGCGUAGGAAAAGGAAGGAAGGGGAAGGCAAAAGCAGCGAUGAGAAGGUUCGAAAAUCUGAAUCAGAGGAAAGCAUAAGGAAGACGCGCCUCCGCUUGUCAGUGGAGGCUAACCUGCUCCACCAAGAUGUGAAAUGUUCGUCUGCACACCAGUCCUUCCUGGGUUUCCGUGGACCGCUUUUCUCGUCAAGAAGAAACAGCCAGGCCAGCCUUUUCAGUUUCCGAAGCCAUGUGCAGGAUGCUGGCUCCGACAACAGCUUUGCAGAUGAUGAAAACAGCACUUUUGAGGAUGACAGCAGUCGGAGGGGGUCUCUGUUUAUUCCACAACGGUUUAACCGGCGAAACAGCAGCAUGAGCCAGAGCAGCUUCUUGUCGCAUGUCCGGCCUCCACCCAAACGGGUGAAGCACAGCUCUGUGGACUGCAACGGUGUGGUGUCCCUCGUUGGCAGGGCUUCGCUCCCCCCAUCACCUGUGGGGCUCCUUCUGCCUGAGGUGAAAGUUGAUAUGGCCUCGAAUGAUGACAGUGCUGACACAGUGGAACCAGAGUACAGAAAGGCCAGAUGUGGCUCAUACCAGGGGUCCACGGACUUUCUAGAAGGCCCAGAGGCCAGACAGAGGGCUUUAAGUAUAGCUAGUGUCAUAACCAACACGAUGGAAGAGCUUGAAGAGUCAAGACAAAAGUGUCCUCCUUGCUGGUACAAGUUUGCCCAUACUUUCCUAAUCUGGGAGUGUUGUCCAGUGUGGGUGAGGUUCAAGAAGAGGGUCAAGCUGGUUGUGAUGGACCCAUUUGCAGACCUAGCCAUCACCAUAUGCAUUGUAAUGAACACAGUGUUUAUGGCUAUGGAGCAUUACAAAAUGUCCCCGACGUUCUCCAAUGUGCUGUAUGUGGGAAAUAUGGUAUUCAGUGGCAUCUUCACGGCUGAAAUGUUCUUCAAGAUUAUUGCUCUGGACCCGUACUAUUAUUUCCAGCAGGGAUGGAACAUUUUUGAUUCCAUCAUUGUCUGUUUGAGCUUGAUGGAGCUUGGUUUGUCCAACUUGUCCGGAAUGUCUGUGCUGAGGUCGUUUCGGCUGCUGAGAGUGUUCAAGCUGGCGAAAUCGUGGCCCACCCUCAACAUGCUGAUUAAAAUCAUCGGUAACUCAGUGGGGGCUUUGGGCAAUCUUACUCUGGUGCUGGCCAUUAUUGUCUUCAUCUUUGCUGUGGUUGGCAUGCAGCUGUUUGGCAAAAGCUACAGGGAGUGCGUGUGUAAAAUCUCUAAGGACUGUACUUUGCCCCGCUGGCACAUGCACGACUUCUUCCAUUCCUUCCUCAUUGUGUUCCGCGUGCUGUGUGGGGAGUGGAUAGAGACCAUGUGGGACUGUAUGGAAGUUGCUGGAACAACCAUGUGCCUCAUCGUCUUCAUGAUGGUCAUGGUCAUUGGAAACCUUGUGGUGCUGAACUUGUUCCUAGCCCUGCUGCUGAGCUCAUUCAGUGCUGACAACCUGGCAGCAACAGACGAUGACAGUGAGACGAAAAACUUGCAGAUUGCCAUUGGACGCAUCCAGCAAGGUAUUGCCUUCACUAAGUCCCUGGUUCUCCGUACCUUCUACAGUGUUUGUCUGGGAAAGAAGAAGAAAAAGAAGGGCAAGGGCGAUGACAAAACCCUGGAUGAGUUCCACAAACCUACUGUAAACAACUCCAUCCAGAACCACACCACUCUGGAGCUCAUGAAAGAAUUUCCAAAGAAUGGCAAUGGGGACGUUACUGGUGUGGAUAAAAACGGAGACAAAUACAUAGUCAACAGCAUGAGUGAGGAGUCUAUGAUGUCAUUCAUCCACAAUCCCAGUCUGACUGUCGUUGUGCCCAUCGCUGUGGGAGAGUCUGAUUUUGACAAUCUCAACACGGAGGACUUGAGCAGUGACACCUCUGAUGUGGAAGGAGUUAAAAUGGUGGAUGAUGAUGGUCAGAUGAGUUCAUCUGAUGGAAGCACAGUGGUCUUCAAUGCACAUGGGGAGGGAAGAGACUCCGUGGAUGCUGAACUGGAAGAGUCCAUGGACCCUGAUGCCUGCUUUACAGAUGGCUGUGUACAAAGGUUCCAUUGUUGCCAGGUAAAUGUGGACGUGGGCUGGUGGAAAAUGUGGUGGACAUUGAGGAAGACCUGUUACCGCAUUGUGGAGCACAACUGGUUUGAGAGCUUCAUCAUCUUCAUGAUCCUGCUCAGCAGUGGAGCGCUGGCAUUUGAAGACAUCUACAUCGAGGGGAGGAAGACCAUUAAGACUAUACUGGAGAUUUCAGACAAAAUCUUCACCUACAUUUUCAUUCUGGAGAUGCUGCUGAAGUGGGUGGCAUAUGGAUUUGCCAAAUAUUUCACAAAUGCCUGGUGCUGGCUGGAUUUCCUCAUUGUUGAUGUCUCACUGGUCAGCUUGAUAGCCAACGCCAUGGGAUUGUCUGAGAUCAGCGCCAUCAAGUCCUUAAGGACCCUGCGAGCACUGAGGCCCAUGAGAGCCUUGUCACGGUUCGACGGCAUGAGGGUGGUUGUUUAUGCCCUGCUAGGGGCCAUCCCUUCCAUCUUCAACGUGCUGCUGGUGUGUCUCAUCUUCUGGCUCAUCUUCAGCAUCAUGGGGGUCAACCUUUUUGCAGGGAAGUUCUACUACUGUGUCAACGCAACCUCGGACGAGGUUUUCCCCACGUCUGUGGUGAACAACAUGUCAGAGUGCCUAGCCCUGGGGGAAAACGCUCACUGGAAGAAUGUCAAAAUCAACUUUGACAACGUCGGUUCAGGUUACCUGGCACUUCUACAAGUGGCCACAUUUAAGGGUUGGAUGGACAUCAUGUAUGCUGCUGUGGACUCACGUAACAAGGUAAUGAGGCAACCUGAAUACGAAGUCAACCUUUUAAUGUACAUUUACUUUGUGGUUUUCAUCAUAUUCGGAUCCUUCUUCACACUCAAUCUCUUCAUUGGUGUCAUCAUCGACAACUUCAAUCAACAGAAGAAAAAGUUUGGAGGUCAGGACAUCUUCAUGACGGAGGAACAGAAGAAAUACUACAAUGCCAUGAAAAAGCUGGGCUCAAAGAAACCACAAAAGCCAAUUCCUCGACCAGCAAACAAGAUUCAAGGCUUUAUCUUUGAUUUCGCCACAAAGCAGGCCUUUGACAUUAUAAUAAUGGUUCUCAUAUGCCUUAACAUGGUCACCAUGAUGGUGGAAACAGAUGAACAGACGACUCAGAAGACCAACAUUCUCUACUACAUUAACCUCGUCUUCAUUAUCAUCUUCACGGGAGAGUGUGUGUUGAAGAUGCUCGCUCUCCGCCAUUACUAUUUCACCAUUGGUUGGAAUGUGUUUGACUUCAUCGUAGUCAUUCUGUCAAUAGCAGGUAUGUCCAUCUCAAACAUAAUAAAAAAGAAUUUUUUUUCACCCACCUUGUUAAGAGUCAUCCGUUUGGCUCGGAUCGGACGCAUCCUUCGACUCAUUAAAGGUGCCAAAGGAAUCCGCACACUCUUGUUUGCCUUGAUGAUGUCACUUCCUGCCUUGUUCAACAUUGGCCUCCUGCUCUUUUUGGUAAUGUUUAUCUACGCCAUCUUUGGGAUGUCAAAAUUUGCUUAUGUCAAGAAGGAGGCGGGUAUUGAUGACCUUUUCAAUUUUGAGACAUUCGGCAACAGCAUGAUCUGCUUGUUCCAGAUCACCACCUCAGCAGGGUGGGAUGGCCUGCUGGCCCCUAUUCUCAACAGAGAUACCCCCGACUGUGACGUCAAUAAAGAAAAUCCCGGCAGCUCCAUCAAGGGAGACUGUGGGAACCCCUCCGUGGGAAUUAUCUUCUUUGUGAGCUACAUCAUCAUCUGCUUCCUCAUUGUUAUUAACAUGUACAUUGCAGUCAUCCUGGAAAACUUCAGCGUGGCCACAGAGGAGAGCGCUGAGCCAUUGGGCGAGGAUGAUUUUGAAAUGUUCUACGAGGUCUGGGAGAAGUUUGAUCCUAGUGCAACCCAGUUCGUGGAAUUUCACAAGCUUUCAGAGUUUGCAGAUGCCCUAGAUCCGCCGCUGCGCAUCGCCAAACCCAACACGGUCCAACUGAUCUCUAUGGACCUGCCCAUGGUGAGUGGUGAGCGCAUUCACUGUCUGGACAUCCUGUUUGCAUUCACCAAACGUGUCCUGGGUGAGGGUGGGGAGAUGGACAUGCUGAGGGGGCAGAUGGAGGAACGCUUCAUGGCCUCCAACCCCUCCAAAGUGUCCUAUGAACCCAUCACUUCCACCCUCCGCCACAAACAAGAGGACUUGUCAGCCUUUGUCAUCCAAAGAGCAUUCAGGAGAUAUAUGAUUACACGUGCUGCCAUUAAGUCCUGCAACAAUGCCAAAGACAAGAUUCCCAAUGAGGAAAACCUCGUUGACGAGGAGGAUGUUGUCAAAAACAAAUCGACAGGGCUUUCUGCACCAGAUGGCAAUUACUCAACCCUAUCUGCAGCUACUCCAGCCUCAAAUAAUAGUGUAAUAACAACAGACGAGAACAAAUGUGAAGAAGACAUUAGUGAAAAUGAGGUCAUGAGCAAAGAUGUCAGGGAGCAAGGCAUGUAAAGGAAUGUUGAGAAUGCAACAUUGACAUUACCUUGAAUUACAACAUGUUUACAGCUUUUGGAGGUGAUUAAGACAUCCAAUGGACUCCCUUUUUGUACGGAUAUCUGUG